GGAAGGCGCCAGAAAGAGAAACUCUCCUAACGACACAGCUUCAAAACGCAGAGGAGAGGCCAGCAGAGAGAGAGAGGAACCGGUUCUAGGCGGUGAGGAGCAGCGUUGGAGUGAGCGGCGAGAGUGGGGGACCAUGCGCAUCAGAACACGACACCGGCGCCUGUGGCAUUAUGUAUCAAUCGGACAGCCACGCUCUUGUUUCAACCAUGCUCAUCAAGGAAGGGAGAAGGCGAUGGUGUCAAAAAAAAAAGAAAGAAAGAAAAGAAAAGCGCGAACAAAGAGCGAUAAGGCUCUACGCACCGCCGAAACCCUGGAACCUUUGACAAGUUUACUUUCCAUUCGCCGAAGUCUCUCCCCCGACUGUGACGCUCAGCUCAGCCCGCCCGAAGCGAUCCUCCGGUCACAACCCAUUGCUCAUGGGUUUUUCUUCCGCACAGCAUGAAUGGACACGCCGCAGCGCUGCUGCUAGUUCGGUUCACCAUUUAAAGUGUUCGCCGCUUGUGUCCGCCGCCUCCUUUCGCUGCGCCGUCCGCACGACACGGAGUUCGCGCUGAAGCUACGCACACAACGCGGGAGCUGCUCGUCGCUUCCGGCGUUGAUUGGACGUGCCAGAUGUACGGCAAUAACCCUUCGCAAUGGUACAGGCACCAAAAAAGCAUGGGCCAGACAGCGUUCACAGCUGGUUCACGGCGGGCGCCUGUGCCUUCUCGGUCUUCUUCGCGCUGGCCCCGCUGCGUGCCUUCGGUGUCCUCUUCGUGGCCAUCAUGCAGGAGUUCGGCGCCAACAGGGAAGAGGCCUCGUGGACACUCAUGCUGCUGGGCGGCGCCAGGGUGCUGUCGGGUCUGUUGGCCGGUCCGCUUGCGCAGCGUUUCACGACGAGACCGGUCAUCAUCCUUGGCAGUGUCAUCUCGGCUGGAGGCGUCAUGCUGGCCUACUUUGCCACGAACAUGUGGAGCCUUCACCUUACGCUAGGCAUUGUUCACGGUUUUGGCUCAGGCAUUGUCUACGCCAUGAACCCGGUGCUGAUCAGCGAGCACUUUGUGAAGUACCAGACGAUUGCCACGGGUGUCUGUUUUGCCGGCUCUACGCUAGGCAGCUUCGUGUUCCCCAAGCUCAUUGAGAACCUCAUCGCGUGGUACGGCUUCCAAGAGGCAAUGCUCCUCUUCGGAGCGAUGAUCCUGAAUGCGGUUCCGUUCAGCCUGUUCCUGCGUCAGCCCCGGUGGCUCAAGCGAUGCGGCACCUCGGUGGAAUCACUCAUCACCGUGGCCAGCGCUGACGAGAAGUCAUCCUCACAGUUGCCGUACGUCAUUCCAGUGCGUCUUGACAACGCAUCCAAGGUUCCUGAAGUGGGACCAGUGUUACACCCAGACAUCGCCAUCGCGCAAAGCCGCCGCAGAAGUACCUGCCUGCUGUGCGGCUUGGAUGUGCUGCGGAUUCCCAUGUUGUACCUAGUCAUGUUCUCCUCCGUGGCCUUCAACCUCGGCUACGACUGCUACAACUCGCUGCUUGUCGACUUCGCCGUCGACAGAGGCAUCGCGCAAAGCAGCGCCAUCACGAUGACGUCGCUCAGCUCUCUGGCCGACCUCGUGGGCCGGCUGGGGCUGCCCGUGCUUGCCGACCGGCGGCUGUUCACCAGACGUACGCUCAUGGCCAUGGUGCUGGCGCUGGUCGGAGUCAUGUACAUGCUGCUACCCCAGUGUACGCAGUACGCGUCCUUGUUCGCGCUGGCCGCGGCUAUCGCUUUUCUGCUAGGCAGUGGCGUCGUCCUGUUUCCCGUGAUACUCGUUGACUGCGUGGGGCUCGACAGAAUCGCCAUGGCGACGGGUCUGCUUACCGCGCUGUCCGCAACGUUCUCCUUCGCCAAGCCAUCUCUUAUAGGAUUCUUUCGCGAUACGCUGGGUUCCUAUGACCUGUUGUUUGUGGCAUGCGGCACGGUGGCCAUAACGACGUCGGUGGCAUGGGUCCUCGUCAGCUUUGUCAUGUGGCGGAAGCGUAGCACAUGGACUCCGGACACAGUCAUCGGAGGAAAAUCAGAAGCAGGCUCCGGAAGGUUCUCCUAUUACCCUCGGCUAAUCUACAUCGGGGAUGGCCGGUACAUGGAGACGCGGAAGUCGAGGACACCCAGCACCAUAACAGUCCUGUAUUGAUCAUGUGGACUGUCAUGCUCAACGCCUGUGCACCGUGCCUCUACUUACAACGACAGGCGGGUUUCGUCAAAUAGCCUGUGCUUGGUCCCGUGCCAACAGGAAAGGCAGGCACACGAAUCGGACAAACGCUAUUGUGGUGCAGUGUUGAAAUGAAACAAAUGCUGGUACAGUGUUGACCAUUUAUAUAUACAGAGGUGCAAAAUGUUUUGUUGUUCACAAAGUCAUUUGUAACAUAGGCAAUUAGCAGUGGUAGAACAAGAAAUGUCAAUCAAGCCAGAAUUUCGACAACACGACUUGUCUUUGUCCGUCCUCAAUAGCUUUGUGUUAAAUGCUUGUCGACGAUGACGAGUCACCAAACGCUGGUUCAGCGACAUUCCUCGUUCUACCAGGGCUAGUUACUUCAGGCCUCCAUCUUCUUGUGUACAUAUAUAUUCCUUCAUUAUCGUGCGCGUUAUUUUUACUUGUUUCACGUAUCUGUGUUCAUCCGAAGCGUAUAAACUUCUACCUUUUCAACUUCCUCCUCCUGCGUGAAUAUGGAGAACUUGCAAUUGCGACUCGUCGAGUGUAAUUUAUGAAGGCCACUGAAGAGCGUUCCUGUUAGGCAUAGAGGGAGCUCUAAAACGAUGCCGUGUGCAUGUUAGAAGAUAACAUAUAUUCCACCGAAAUUUCAAGGCUGGCUCCUUACACCACAGCUGUGCAACUUUAUGAAGGGGACACUAAUGUAGGCGCAUAUGUGCCCUGAGUGUGUGUUUUCUUCUUCGAGCAGAUGUUACUGAGUUUUGCAAAAACAAUUUCACCUAACUGUCAAGUACGAGCAUCUAAAUACGUCAUGUUUUUUUAAAGCUAACGACUGCUGUUUUUACUUAGAGAAAAAUAUGUGAAAAACGAUACAUAGUCCUGACACACUAAGCAAUACAUUGCUGUUCGCCGGCGUGUGAUUUUAAAGCAACGCUUUCUUCGUAUUUUUCUUCGACUUUCACGCUACUGAUACUGCUGCUGCUGUUUUGCGCGUCGCGUUGGGCCUUGGUUGAGACCGCGUAGUAUCUACUUGGGAAGAGCACAGGAGAGAGGGAACGAUGGAAGAGAGGAAGAAACGUUAACAGCAAAAAGUUUGCCUCGCCAGGGUUUCAGGCCGCUAAAUGUGCAUACAAACAUCACGUAUUCUUUACUCUUGGCAGCUUGCAGGGUGGCCCCACAUUGCACGGUAUCUCCGCUAGAUUUAAUACCAAAUGCCACCACCUUCGGCGCCACCACAAGUGUAAACGUGAGGCAGCAGGUUUCACACUUCUGCUUCCACGCGCCCUUGCUCAACAUUUCUUCUCCCACUCCAGCGUGAACAUUGCACUACGAAAGCGGCGGCCCAGCACGUCCGAGGCGAUACGCUCUGUAAGGCAGUGACAGUGCAAAUCAUCCAGCCGGCUACGAGCAAUGACAUUAGGAACGCCGUAAGCAAACAAGUAUUGCUUCUUCUUUUCUAUGCACUGCAUGGAAAAACACAAGUGCUGGAACACAGAUAAUAUUAAAUACCAGUUGACCACAUUGCACUUAGCAUUCAACAGCAUCAAAUUUAGGCGUCAAAACCAGUCCCAAGUAGCAUGAAUCAGCGCAAACACUGAAAACAGCUUUGCUUAAACCGAUUCCCGCAGUACGCGAGUUCCAGGUUACUUUUCAUGAUUAUGUCUGUGCCCCUUCAACGGCAAGAAUCUGUUACUGUCCAGAUUGCUGGCGUAGUAAUCUUCCUGAACAACAACAGGAAUGUAUGCACAACAGCUCCGUCGAUAGCUCAGUUGGUAGAGGGGUGGACUCUAGGAGUUCUGCGGAAGAAUGUAUGCAAGGAACACUAAAAAAUUUAUUACGCACCAUGAACAAAUUAGAAGGCAUGCACGGUGCAGUACAUUCAGUUACGUACCCCUAUAGUUCGCCCCUUUUUAGUGCACGUUCCUUUAGUCUGCAUUCACAGCAUGCAUAAUAGAUACCCAGCAAGUGUGUCACAAAUUUAUGAAAUGGGCGCAACGCACAAGUAUACAACAACAAUGCGUCAAUCCCAUAUCUCCUGGGGCAAUUGUCUCAGCUUGCGUGACUGUCCUUUCUGGCACAGUAUUCAGGGCGCGAUAACUGUGCCAAGUACUGUUUCUUGGAAUGACAGCACGAUUAUAACAAACAUUUUAUCUGUGAAUCAAGUACUUGCCAGGUCAAAAUUCUUCAUCGUGCAUCUUCAAGGUAAGAAGAAUGAAACGAAAGGCAAGCAGGUCUGCAUCGUGUAAAUGCUGCGUCAUUGGCCCCGCAAUCAUUUUGGAAGUGCGUCACUCAACUGUCAGAAUGAAUAAGUGCUGUGGGUAGUUCUUUUGAAUAAAUGUUUCUUGAAAUGCA
Molecule: messenger RNA, 4517 nt
Organism: Dermacentor andersoni
Lineage: Eukaryota; Metazoa; Arthropoda; Arachnida; Ixodida; Ixodidae
Product: monocarboxylate transporter 13-like
Biological process (GO): transmembrane transport
Molecular function (GO): monocarboxylic acid transmembrane transporter activity
Source: RefSeq, a predicted model, not a curated record